GCAAGACCAAUUCUCCAACCCUCCUAUCAAUUAUAUAAACCUCAUCUUCUCCUCUACUCAACUCUCCUCUUCUUUUUAUCCUUCAUUUCUUCCUCAAAUUCACCUUUUUCUCUCUCUCCUAUUUAUACCCAUAAAUUCUCAAAUCUUCCUAACCCACUUCUCAUUUUUCUCUCUCCUCACUCCCCCAAAAAAAUGGAAUUCCCAGUAAUUAAUUUUGAAGCUGGUAUUAAUUCAUUACAUAAUCCUUCAUUAAUUUAUCGAAUUUUCUCAAAUUUUGAGCUGGGUAAAUUAUCAUAUGCUAAUAGAAUAUGGAAAUGGGGUGCCCUUUUUCUUGCUUUAGUUUAUGCAUUUAGUAGUCUUGUUAAUAAAAUCAAGAUUAUAAUCUUAUAUUAUCACAAUAAAUCCAGAUCUUUAUUAGCUGCUUCUGAACCUCUAUUAUCUCACUUAUACGAUGAAUUUGAUAGUGAUUUUUCCGAUGACGAAAACGACGACGUUUGCUCUUCCUGCGGAUCCACCUCCGAUGAAGAAGACGACGUCAUCGACGAUGACGACGAAAUCGAAGAUCUAUGGAACGCAUCGUUUGAUGACGAUGAUUACAAUGUAAAGGGUAGUUUCGGUAAUUUCAAUGAAAGUUCAAGGCAAAAGGGUAAAUUCAAGCUUCUUCGCCGAAGACGGAGUUUUGUUGACAAUUUCUCGUUGUCUGAUUUUGUUAACGGAAACGGCGUCGUCAAGCUUUGGGAUGGAUUAAGUUUAGGAGUUGUAGAUGUCGAUAAUGCCUUUUCAUUUCUAGAUUAUGAAAAUGAUAAAAAUUCAGAAAAUCGAGACUUAUUCUUCGCCGGAGUUCCGGCUGUUUCUUCGUCGCCGGCGGUGUUUAUCUCAGGCGGAAAAUUAGGGCUAGACAUUUGGGAUUUCCGAGCCGGCGAUUCAUCACCGGUUGUGAAAUCCGAUUGGAGACGGUCGGACCGGAGGGGAGAAGUAGUCGGGAUGGAUUCCGGUCGAACCGGAAAAGUAUACGUCAGAGAUGACGACAGCAUGAGGUUAGCAGUUGGUGACGUAAGAAAGGUUGAUGCGGCGUUAACGGAGGAGUAUGAGGAGGAGAUGUGGUGGGAUGCUGACGGUGUAACUGAGUCAACUCACGAGUGAGACGGAGGUGGUGGUGGGAUCGGGUGCGACGCGGUCUUUCUGGAAGACAGGUGGAUUUCAACAAAAUGAAAAUGUGUUUCACGCGUGAGAAGUGAAAGGAAGACCACUAAUAUUAUUUGAAUAAUAUUUAGUUUUAAAAAUGAUGUAUUAGUAUUACUAUUAUUAGUGAAAGAAAUUACUACGUAUUAAAGUUGAAUAAUGAUUGUUGUAGAUUAGGGGAGAAGGGGAGAGUUGUAAAAAUGAUGAACUCUUUGAUCCAUUGCUUUGUAUAUACUUGAAAUGAUGAAUUUUCUUUUCAAUUGAAAAUACCUCAUUUGUGAAUA
This is a messenger RNA of Chenopodium quinoa (quinoa), 1466 nucleotides long. RefSeq lists its product as uncharacterized. The coding region runs from base 193 to 1143 and encodes 316 amino acids. The record is from RefSeq and is a predicted model, not a curated record. The transcript has a single exon. NCBI's taxonomy places the organism in Eukaryota, Viridiplantae, Streptophyta, Magnoliopsida, Caryophyllales, Amaranthaceae.